Molecule: messenger RNA, 1356 nt
Organism: Sorghum bicolor (sorghum)
Lineage: Eukaryota; Viridiplantae; Streptophyta; Magnoliopsida; Poales; Poaceae
Product: OTU domain-containing protein DDB_G0284757
Exons: 10
Coding region: 309-995 (228 amino acids)
Biological process (GO): protein deubiquitination
Molecular function (GO): cysteine-type deubiquitinase activity
Source: RefSeq, a predicted model, not a curated record
UUGUGGUGGUUGGGCAGUAGGCAAGGCCGUACGCGGAAGAAACCGCGGCAGCCUGCUGCCCAGCGCAAGAAAAGGGCGGAUCGAACGGAAGCAAUCAAAGCCAGCCGCGGCGCUCUCUUCCCAAGUCACCCCCAGCCCCAACCCAGAGGUGAAAGCGUCGUCCAGUCCCCAUUUCGCCGCCGACCCCCGCACCCAAAGCAGAAGGCUUUUGCUUUGCGCGUCCUCCCAAUCCGCGGCUAGCCGGCGUUCUAUCUUUCCUGCCGAGCUCGCCGGCGUUCCUCUUCUGCUGCUGCCGGUGGUGGUUGGAGAUGACACAUAUGUUUCCAAGGGAAGGUGCCUCAUCUAGCUCAACCUCAAUGAGCAGCCAGAGGAGUGAAACUGAUGAUGAUAGGAUGAUUGCGAUGGUUCUCUCUGAAGAAUAUGCCAAGCUAGAUGGUGCUAUGGCCAAACGUCUUACUAAUUUAACAUCGAUUCCUCAUGUUCCCCGGAUUAACACAUACUUCCCGACAUAUAGUGAUGCCACUAUGGACCAUUAUCGCCUUCUUGAUAGGCUAAAUGCAUACGGCUUGUUUGAGGUGAGAGUAUCUGGUGAUGGAAAUUGUCAGUUUCGUGCACUCUCAGACCAACUAUAUAGAUCACCUGACUAUCACAAGCAUGUUCGAAAGGAGAUUGUAAAGCAGCUCAAGGAAUGUAACUCCUUAUAUGAAGGUUACGUUCCAAUGAAAUAUAAACAUUAUUGCAAGAAGAUGAAGAAAUCUGGUGAAUGGGGUGACCAUGUCACCCUACAAGCAGCUGCAGACAAGUUUGCUGCAAAGAUAUGUCUUCUUACAUCAUUCAGAGAUACCUGUUUUGUUGAAAUCGUUCCUCAAUAUCAAUCUCCACAGAGAGAGAUUUGGCUGAGUUUCUGGUCAGAAGUUCACUAUAACUCACUCUACGAUGCUCGAGAUCUCCCUAGCAAAUACAAGCCUAGAAAGAAGCACUGGUUGUUGUUUUAAUAUCAUAUCAAUGCGGAGGUUUGCUUCAUACUGGUGGAAUCAUAUUGCUUGACCGUUUCGACCACCGACCACCGUCCGCUGGUGGCAGCCUGGGCAUAGCUCCUUGUGGCUUUAUCUCCCAUAUAGCUCUACAUGAAUGAUUCAUUGUGUUGCUCGGUGCAGCUACUGCAAGAUCCAGACUCGCAGCGCUAGAUACAGUUACAAUGUUGAACCUGAGCCUUGUAAAUAGAUACUCCUUUACUGACAUACAGGUUGAUUGUAUACCCUGGCCUAUUCGUUCAUUGUUACAUUCUUUGUUUAUACAUCUACAUAUUAGUGCUAUUCAUCAGUUCAUUAUUCACUUCAUUUCUGGGAGAAUUCA